Messenger RNA from Nematolebias whitei (Rio pearlfish), 2937 nucleotides. It is a transcript of the gene mgat1b, whose product is annotated as alpha-1,3-mannosyl-glycoprotein 2-beta-N-acetylglucosaminyltransferase b. Gene Ontology annotation, biological process: protein N-linked glycosylation. The coding region runs from base 447 to 1994 and encodes 515 amino acids. The transcript has 3 exons. The record is from RefSeq and is a predicted model, not a curated record. Gene Ontology annotation, cellular component: Golgi apparatus. Gene Ontology annotation, molecular function: alpha-1,3-mannosylglycoprotein 2-beta-N-acetylglucosaminyltransferase activity. NCBI's taxonomy places the organism in Eukaryota, Metazoa, Chordata, Actinopteri, Cyprinodontiformes, Rivulidae.
CCAGCCAGGUUCAGUGCUGCAGAGAAGACCGACCCAACGAUGUGAGGGGACCCCGGACCGAAAUGAGCUGAACCGGCAGACCGGGGGACCACGAGCUCGGCUACACCACGGCAGCAGCUAGCUAGCUCGGCUAGCCGCUCGUCGCUGGACGAGCCCGGUUCUUUCGGAUGUGGACCAGCAGCCUCCAGCCGCCAACCACGACGUGACAGGACGAUGGCUGAAAGAUAACCUCAGCUGACUCGCGUAUCGCCAGCCCCCACCUCCCGUCACAGCUCAUGGGACUUCAUGGAGGGCAGACGUCUUGCUUUUGUUUUAAACGGACCGACUGUCGGCUAAUCGUCAGAAUGAAGUCCUAACCAUGUGAGCAAACUCCCAGCCCACCUGAGAUUCCUUUGAUUUGUGCCACUUGUUCCCUACCAGAUCCAUAUCCCUAGUGUUGUUGGGCCAUGGUUCGCACUAAAGGUUCUAUCAUCCUGUGUGGUGCUUUCCUCUUUGUGGCCUGGAACGCUUUGCUUCUGCUCUAUCUUUGGGGCCGACCUCCCAUCGGCCGGCUCGGAGAGGGCGGAGGAGCCGAACCCGGCGGAAAGGAGGAGUGGGGUAUCGGCAUGGAGCGAGCGGGUCGAGUCAACCUGGCUGAGGAGAUGAUUCGGCUGGCAGAGGAGGUGGAAGUUCAGCUGGAUACCCAGAAGAAGCUCCUAAAGCAAAUUGAAAGCCACAGAUCGGCGUGGGCUCAGCAGGAGAGCGUUGGGAAACGAGACAUGGAUUCUGUGAAGGAGGUGGUUGUUCGGCCGCAGCUGCUGAAAACUCCAGAUUUUCUUUUAAACGAUCUGAAUAUCGGACCGGACACUGACGCAAAACAUUCACAGAGAGCAGAUUGGACAGCAGCUCCCAGCUCGCACCCAAAGAACUCCCAGGAGCAGCUUCAGAACGCUGAAGUGACGAGUCCGGCUCCCAGCCCAGAACCCGUCAUCCCCAUCCUGGUCAUCGCCUGCGACAGGGUCACCGUGAAGAGGAGCCUCGACAGACUCAUCCAGUACCGCCCCUCUGCAGAGCUCUACCCCAUCAUCGUGAGCCAAGACUGCGGUCACGCUGAGACGGCCCGUGUGAUUGGAUCGUACGGCGAUCAGGUGAUGCACAUUAGCCAGCCGGACCUGUCGGACAUCCGAGUCAGGCCGGAGCACAGGAAGUUUCAGGGCUACUACAAAAUCGCCCGACAUUAUCGCUGGGCGCUGAGCCAGGUGUUCACCACCCUGUCUCAGUCCACGGUGGUCGUCGUGGAGGACGAUCUGGAGGUGGCUCCAGACUUUUUUGAGUAUUUCAGAGCGCUGUAUCCCAUCCUGCGCUCCGACCCCACCCUCUGGUGCGUUUCUGCCUGGAACGAUAACGGCAGAGACGCCUUGGUCGAUGCGUCCAAAGUCGACCUCCUUCAUAGAACAGACUUCUUUCCUGGCCUGGGCUGGAUGCUGCUCAAAGAGCUGUGGGAGGAACUGGAACCAAAAUGGCCCUCGGCCUUCUGGGAUGACUGGAUGCGCCAACCCGAGCAGCGAAGGAACCGCUCCUGCAUACGGCCCGAAAUCUCUCGGACUAUCACCUUUGGCAGGAAAGGUGUGAGUUUAGGUCAGUUCUUUGACCAGUACCUGCGCUACAUUAAGCUAAACACAGAGUUCGUGCCUUUCACUAAUCGGGACUUGUCUUAUUUACUAAGAGAGAACUAUGACGAAACGUUCAUCAAGGACAUUUAUAGUGCCCCGUUGGUGAAGAUCGAAGACCUGCAGCAGGGGGGCAGGUUGAGAGGACCUGGACCGUACAGGGUGAAGUACUCCAGCAGGGACAGUUUUAAGGCUUUUGCUCGAAACUUGGGGGUGAUGGACGACCUAAAAUCUGGAGUUCCUCGUACGGGUUACAGGGGGGUGGUUAGCUUCCAGCACCGGGGCCGAAGGGUGUUCUUGGCUCCACCAGAAGGGUGGACCCACUACGACAUCAGCUGGAGUUGAGAAUAAUGGAGUGGAAGAGAAACAACCUCUCAGACCAAAGAAUAGUGCAGACCCGUGAAGACGGAUUAUUCACCAGGAGCCUGAACGGUAAAAACUGCUUCAGAUCAGCUGUCGGCAGUGUGCCUUGGUUUCUGGGCCCAGUUCGUUUUAUCACAGCAAAAGGAAACUACCAGACAGUCCAGUCCAAAAGUACCGGACCAGCAGAGCCAGUUCCUUUUAGUUUUGUUGCUCAGCUAAAUCAUUUAGCAUCAAAACUCAAGUACAGGAGAAAAAAGCAGCACUUCUCUUUUUAAUUCCCACUUUUUACCUCCAGAUCUGUGUAGGAGAACAGAUGGGUGUCGUCUGAGGGUGAUUGUUCCAACUGAACGUCUCCUCUCACUCUCAGCCCUGGGCUUUGUUGUUCUGGCUCCAGUAGAUGUUCAAAAUAAAGAUAAAUCCCCAUUAGAGGCAUCGAAGUUUCCAUCCCUUCUUCAUGGGCCUGAGAGUCCGCUGUAAUGGUUUAUUUAAACCGUUCUUCUUCCAAAAGAGAACAGUUGUACAACUUCAGUGAAUUUUAAAGCAAGGAUCGGUGCACAGGUUUGAACUAACUGCUCAGAAUUAUACAUACAGGCUCAGAUAUUUACAUACACCCACUAAUAUUUGGUUAAAUGUCACACCUCAGCCUCAGACGGAAGGAUUUCCUGGCGCAGACUACACUUUCAAACAUUCUCCAUCUUCUACCUCUUAUCUGUAGCCGUUAGCAGGUCCAGGAGAGAAACCCAGACCUCCGUCUCCCCAGAGGUACUCUCCAGCUCCUCCUGGGGGGAGCCGAGGUAUUCCCAGAUCAGAGAAGAUGCACGAUCCUUCCAGAAAGUUCUGGGUCUGACCCAGAGUCUCUUACCAGUGGGGCAUGUCCAGAAAACCUCCAAAGUGCAGCAUCCAGGAGGCUGAACCUCUUCAGCGG